GAUACUUUUUAAAUCUUGUUUUCUUAUGACUCCUAAUAUUAAGGUGCUGCUGCGUGAUUCAAAUGCCAUCCGAAUACCCUCUAGGUUCUAGAAAAUGGGGAACACAAGUAGUGAGCGAGCUGGACUGGAGCGUCAUGGGCAUAAGGCAUCCCGAGGUGACAAUUCAGGAGGAACCAUCAGUACAAAAGAGGGUGACAGACCCAAAAUCUUAAUGGAUAGUCCUGAGGAUGCAGACUUGUUCCAUUCGGAGGAAAUGAAGGCUCCGCUGGAGAAAGAAGAAUUCUUAGCCUGGCAACAAGAUCUGGAAGUCAGUGAUAAAACUCCCACUCAAGCUCGACCGACAGUCUUUCGUUGGACUGGAGGAGGGAAAGAAGUUUAUUUAUCUGGGUCCUUCAACAACUGGAGUAAAAUUCCUCUGACAAGGAGUCACAAUAACUUUGUGGCAAUCCUGGACUUGCCGGAAGGAGAGCAUCAAUAUAAGUUCUUCGUGGAUGGCCAGUGGACACACGAUCCUUCAGAGCCAGUAGUAACCAGCCAGCUAGGUACUGUCAACAACAUCAUUCAGGUGAAGAAAACCGACUUUGAAGUAUUCGAUGCUUUGAUGGUGGACUCCCAAAAAUGUUCUGACAUGUCUGAGUUGUCAAGUUCACCCCCAGGACCAUACCACCAGGAACCCUAUGUUUGUAAGGCAGAGGAACGCUUCAAAUCUCCACCCAUUCUUCCUCCCCACCUGCUGCAGGUCAUCCUGAAUAAGGACACAGGCAUUUCUUGCGAUCCUGCUUUACUCCCUGAACCCAACCAUGUAAUGCUGAACCACCUUUACGCACUUUCUAUCAAGGACGGAGUGAUGGUGCUUAGUGCAACACAUCGUUACAAGAAGAAAUAUGUGACUACUUUGCUGUACAAACCAAUAUAAACAUUGUGGUAGUUUGUGACCAAGUGUUCUGGGCCAGUGCAGUCUCAGAAAAAAACAAGUUAUUUUCUUAACCAAAUGUACUUCUGCUCUGUGCUGUAGCAAAUGAACUCUGAUUUCAUAUUGUUUCUGAGACUUCCAAGUUCUCCUAUAUUUGCCUUAUUCUUCAGUCCCACCUUGGAAGUUCUUGGAGAUGCCAGCUUCACAAUGAGAGGCAAAGUGUCAGUGACAGUUGUCAGCUCAGUUAAAAACAGUUAGAUUCACCUAUUUAAUUGAUUAGGCUGAAAAAUGUCAGGACAGCAAUGGACUGAAGACCUUCAGCAGUGUUGCAGACUGUAAGAAAUACAAACACCAGCCUAAAACCUGGAAAGUUCAGGAUUCUUGUGGAAUCGGAGUUGAGCUCAACACUAAGCAAAAGCAAGCCUGUUGCUGCUUUCAUAACUUAACACGUGCGUCAAACACACAAUUAUUUUAGUAGCAAGUUCCAAACUUGCAUGGCUGAAAUAAGUGUGAAACUUGAUGUUUUGUAGCAGCCUUUCUAGGCAAAAUCAGUGAUACAGUCACCCACAAGAUCAUUCUUAUUUUACGGUAGACUGGGAUGCACUGUGUUUCUACUGUGAAUAGCUCAGUAGUGUUUCUCUUCCUGAGAAGUGAAAUAUCACUUUUCCACUGUGGAAUUUCUGGUAAAGGCAAUUUUUUUUUAAUGGCUGGAUUUUUGAGUAAAUCAUAAAUGUGUCUUGCAGUAAUCUGCUUUUUGCAGUCGACUUCUCUUGCUGUCACUGAUAAGGGCUUCCUUAAGCUGGGAUAGGUAGCUGUGAGGAAAUCAGUGUAUUCCAUUUAGGGAUUAGUUCUUCAGUAACAGCCUCUGUCAGCCGAUUUGAAGAUGACUGUAAGUUACUGUGCCGUAACCUGUAUCCUGGUGGCCAAACGUGCAGUGGCAAGCGUGCUGGAAACCGCAGUGUUACGCUCCUCUGCGCCCCGGGCUGGAGCUGGGUCCUUCCCUCCGGGCUGCGGCACUAGCAGCAGGUAUGAAAUCCCUGUAACCAGGGCUGUAGCGAUCUCUGCAACUUUUUCCUCUGUUCCUGUUUUCUAAGUGAACGCAGCGAUGCUGCGUGGCCUCUCCUCCGUACUGCCAGUCUGUUUUAUCCCAAACCGCCUGCCAGCGUGCCUCGGGCCUCCCUGCAGGAAGCGGCUCAGGAGCUGACCUGCUGGGUCCUCUCCUCUGCUUGUUCUUUGGAGCCUGUGAGGGCCAGUGACUGUGCCAGGGAUAACCAGCCUGUGCCCUGCUGUGGGGAGCAGCACGCUGCCCAGAUCGCAGUCGUCUGAGCAGGGAGGAAAGCCGCAGCAGCCCGCGUUCAGUGGAGCCAGCCGCAGCGGAGGGGUGGUUCGCCGUCUGCCGGUUUGUCCACUAGCCUUGUUGCAAUAUUUUGAGUAGCUCAGUAGAACUGGGUCUAGUGCAAUGGUUUUCUCUGAAAACUGUCCUUCAUUCUGCGCUAUGGAUAGUCUUUAUUCUGAAAUACAGAAUUGCUUUUGUUUUCCACCUCUUCCAAAACAAGUUAAAAAUUAAAGAUUUUUAAGAAAAGUG
This is a messenger RNA of Rhea pennata, 2498 nucleotides long. RefSeq names its product protein kinase AMP-activated non-catalytic subunit beta 1 (gene PRKAB1). Bases 95 to 916 code for a protein of 273 amino acids. The transcript is spliced from 8 exons. Gene Ontology annotation, biological process: signal transduction. Gene Ontology annotation, molecular function: protein kinase binding. The record is from RefSeq and is a predicted model, not a curated record. Gene Ontology annotation, cellular component: cytoplasm; nucleotide-activated protein kinase complex; nucleus. Lineage: Eukaryota; Metazoa; Chordata; Aves; Rheiformes; Rheidae.